UCUCAAGCACAAAAUUCGCAAAUUGCACUAAAAUACUGAACUAAACCGUAUCACUAACGCGCUUGCGCGCUCUACGCAGUGCUUAUCAACUAAUUUAAUCUAAUCGCGCCAGUGUUAAAACAGUCCACCGGGAUCUAUAAUUUUGCGCCCCCAAUCAAGAACAGUUGUUUGUAAACGCCUUACGCGAACAGUGUGUGGUCAAAAGUUCUGCUGUAUUCUUGUAUGGUAUAAAUAAUAACUUACAAUGACAUCAACAUUGCUACCCGGUAACAUUGUUUACGGCGGUCCCAUCACCGCGCAUGAGGCCCAGGACUACCGUUCAUUGGGUCAAUAUGUUUUGGACAAGUACAAGAGCUUUGGUGACCAAGUCGUUAUGAUUGAUGCAGUCACGGGUGUGGAAUACACUGCAAAGUAUUUGUACGAGUCUACUGUAAGAAUGGCGCACAUACUUCAGAAGCUUGGUGUCAAGCACAACGAUGUGGUGGGUCUGUCCAGCGAGAAUAAUAUUAGCUUUGCUAUAGCAAUGUUUGCUGGCUUUGCUGUGGGUGCUACUGUUGCACCUUUGAAUGUAACUUACUCUGACCGCGAGGUGGACCAUGCUAUAAACCUAUCACAUCCUAAAAUCAUAUUCGCCUCAAAGAUGACAGUGGACCUGGUAGCUAAGGUAGCGAAAAGGAAUAAGUUUGUCAAGGGCAUUAUUGCGCUUAGUGGGUCAUCCAAAAACCAUCCCAAUGUGUAUUCCUUUACGGAGUUGAUGAGCAAUGACAAAUUUAAGACACCAGCUGACUUUACAUCGCCAUUAGCUAACAAAAUUGAGGAUGUGGCCUUGAUUGUUUGCUCCUCUGGUACUACUGGUCUUCCGAAAGGCGUUCAACUGACGCAGUUCAAUCUACUGGCCACACUCGACUCGCAAAUUCAACCCACAAUGAUGCCGUUGAACGAGAUUACUCUGCUGACAGUUAUACCAUGGUUCCAUGCGUUUGGCUGCUUGACGCUCAUCACAUGUGCCUGCAUGGGCACACGUUUGGUUUACUUGCCCAAGUUCGAGGAAAACCUGUUUCUGGGAGCCAUUGAGAAAUACCGCGUGAUGAUGGCAUUCAUGGUGCCACCACUUAUGGUGUUCCUAGCCAAGCAUCCCAUUGUGGACAAGUACGAUUUGUCAUCACUGAUGGUUUUGCUUUGUGGUGCAGCGCCACUUAGUCGUGAAACUGAAGAUCAGAUCAAGGAACGCAUUGGUGUGCCAUUCAUACGCCAGGGCUAUGGAUUAAGCGAGUCUACUUUGAGUGUGCUGGUGCAGAAUGACGAGUUCUGCAAGCCAGGCAGCGUCGGCGUUCUGAAAGUUGGCAUCUCUUGCAAGGUUGUUGAUCCGGAUACGGGCAAGAUAUUGGGCAAGAAUGAGCGAGGUGAACUUUGUUUCAAGGGCGAUGGCAUAAUGAAAGGCUAUAUUGGCGAUACACAGUCUACACAGACUGCUAUUAAGGAUGGCUGGCUGCACACUGGGGACAUUGGAUAUUUUGAUGACGACUUCGAGUUCUUUAUUGUGGAUCGCAUCAAGGAGCUCAUUAAAUACAAGGGCUUCCAAGUGCCACCCGCAGAGAUUGAGGCACUCUUGUUAACACAUGACGACAUAAAGGAUGUGGCCGUUAUAGGCAGGCCGGAUGAAGAGGCGGGUGAAUUGCCAAUGGCGUUUGUGGUUAAGCAGGCCAAGGUGCAGUUAACAGAAGAGGAUGUCAUCAAGUUUGUUCACGAGCGUGCUUCUCCAGCCAAGCGUCUUCGUGGUGGCGUCAUUUUCGUAGACGAAAUACCCAAGAAUCCAAGUGGCAAAAUCUUACGUCGCAUUUUACGCGACAUGCUAAAGAAACCCAAGUCCAAAUUGUAAUUGCAUUCCGCAUUAACAAUUCAGUUAAUUAUUUUGUAUACUUAAAUACCAAACCUCGUGCCACGCAUAGAGACAGGCAGAGUCUAAGAAAAUGCAAUUGUACAAAAAUAUGUUUAUACAUACGCUUUAUUAUUGCAAAACUUUGUUCUUAUCAUUUCAUUGUUUUAUAAACUACCAACUGGUUGAAUUGUGUUUUAGAUAUACGCCUAAGUGGUUUUAUUUCUAUUCAAAGUAUUUCCUUGUUUUUAAGUCUAAAUAAAAGCUAUAUCCAUACAGCUGUUGCUUACCGUUUGGUUUGUAUGACAUUAUGCAGGCUAUAGCUAAUGUCUGGAUCUUAUAUGUUAGUUAGAAUUGCCGUCUGUCUGAACUAACAAUAACAAGUUACUUAUAUAAACAACUACAUACUUGUACAAUAUAUAAGUAAGUACAAUCUCAACUGUUACGAGUAUAACAAACAUUCGUAUAAUUUUCUUAUGCUUUGGCUUCAUAUUGUUUCAG
Molecule: messenger RNA, 2377 nt
Organism: Drosophila busckii
Lineage: Eukaryota; Metazoa; Arthropoda; Insecta; Diptera; Drosophilidae
Product: 4-coumarate--CoA ligase 1
Exons: 4
Coding region: 245-1879 (544 amino acids)
Biological process (GO): fatty-acyl-CoA biosynthetic process; long-chain fatty acid metabolic process
Molecular function (GO): long-chain fatty acid-CoA ligase activity
Source: RefSeq, a predicted model, not a curated record